GAACUCUCAAAAGCUUUCUACACUUGCUUUUAUGACCAUCCUCUAAUUAAAGUUGGUGUUUUCCUUUCUUGAAGACUCCGUUGCUUUUUUCUUUUUCCCUUCCUCUUAAUCCAUGGACACAGCUCAGUGGGCACAGGUUAAACCUAUGGAAGGUUCAAAGACUCCUAUGUUGGAGAAAAGGGCAAGGCCUCAGAAAGAUCAAGCUUUGAACUGUCCAAGGUGCAAUUCAACAAAUACUAAAUUCUGUUACUACAAUAACUAUAGCCUCUCCCAGCCAAGGUACUUUUGCAAGACUUGUAGAAGGUAUUGGACUGAAGGAGGCACUAUGAGAAAUGUUCCUGUGGGUGGAGGCUCAAGAAAGAACAAGAGACCAACACCAUCUUCUACAACAACAACAACAUCAUCAACACCAUCUCCAAUAUCAUCAACAAAGAAGUUUCCUGAUCUGGCAACACAACCAUGUUUCCCUCAAUCUGGUGCUUCUCAGAACCCAAAGAUCCAUCAAGGCCAAGAUCUUAACAUAACAUAUCCACCACCAAUUGAGGACUACAAUAGCAUAUCUAAGUUUAUUGAGGUUCCUUACAACACUGAUCAAGAGAAGGCCAACACUCAUCAUCAUAACCACCUUCAAAAUCCUAGUUCCUCAUCACAAUCUUCUCACCUGAUUACUUCAUCAAAGGGUUUAAAUUCUUUCAUGCCCAUGUAUAAUUCAGCUGGGUUUCCUUUGCAAGACUUUAAGCCAGGCCUUAACUUCAGUUUAGAAGGGUUUGAAAAUGGCUAUGGUGGUUUUCAUGGGAUCCAAGAUAAUACUGGAGCAAGGAUCUUGUUUCCCGUGGAGGAUUUGAAGCAGCAACAGCUCCCAAGUAGUACUCAUGAGUUUGGGUUGAAUAGAAGUCAAGGUGAUUCAACUGGGUAUUGGAGUGGCAUGCUAGGUGGAGGAUCAUGGUAGAUAUAUUAGAGAGAAGGAAAGAUGAAAAAAAAGCUGAAAAGGGAAAAAGAAAGAUGAACAAGGGGUUGUUGUUUUAGCCUUAUGUUCUUUUAUUUUUCUUGUUUUGGUGAGUGACUGUUUGGAGUGAUCGGAACCACUAACAAAAUAGGGUACAUGGCUUCUGCUUUGGUUCUUUAAUAUCCAUUUCCAUUUUUGGUCUUCAUUUUAUAUUGG
Molecule: messenger RNA, 1162 nt
Organism: Gastrolobium bilobum
Lineage: Eukaryota; Viridiplantae; Streptophyta; Magnoliopsida; Fabales; Fabaceae
Product: dof zinc finger protein DOF4.6-like
Exons: 2
Coding region: 113-949 (278 amino acids)
Biological process (GO): regulation of DNA-templated transcription
Molecular function (GO): DNA-binding transcription factor activity; DNA binding
Source: RefSeq, a predicted model, not a curated record